AUUUUACCUUAAUUCUUUACUCUCUUGCUUUCUUGUCGACUGUUUUAUUUUAUGCACAAAUUGAAUCGUACCCUCUAACAUAUCAGUAUACGUGUAGUUUUUUUAUCAGUGUAACCAUUGCAUGAUCUUUGGGUGCAAGUGCUAGUUUAAAACUAGUCGUGAAUCACAUAUUUCUUGCUGGUGAGCUAAAGCAUGGCUAGCAUUUACAAUCUGUUUAUCAUAAAUAAAUCUGGCGGUCUCAUUUUCUGCAAGGACUAUGGAUCAGCGGGGCGAAUGGACACAAAUGAUAGCUUGAGGCUUGCUAGUUUAUGGCAUUCUAUGCAUGCAAUAUCACAACAAUUGUCCCCUAUUGUGGGCUGUAUGGGUAUUGAGCUGCUUGAGGCAGAUACAUUUGAUCUUCAUUGCUUCCAAUCGUUGACAGGAACAAAGAUUUUUGUGGUCAGUGAACCAGGAACCCAGGGGAUGGAGCUACUUCUGAAAUCAAUAUAUGAAUUGUACACAGACUAUGUCUUGAAAAAUCCGUUUUAUGAGAUGGAAAUGCCAAUCAGGUGUGAGCUUUUUGAACUUAAUUUGGCACAAGCCAUCCGCAAAGAUAAACCAGCAUUUGGUGGCCGAUAAAUGUUUUAUUUGUGGUAUUUUUUACUGUUCAAAAGUUGUAUGAAAGGCAAAUACCAAGGUCUUUAAAAAAGGUAAAGCAACAUAUCUGUUAUAUUUCUGUGAUUGUUGCAAGUUAGUAGAUGGCAACAGGUAUUCUUGUAUUUGCAGGCGGUCAUUGUCAGUUUUUAAUCAAGAAAAUGAGGAGAUAGUUUGCUCCUGCAUAAGAUAGAUACUACAAAAGCAUGCUAAUGUAAGCAUAGCACUUCAGUGCUGUGUCCUGAUAAAAGAUUUUCCUUCCAAAUAAUUGUGGAUUUGGCUUUUCAUUAGUUUGGGGAGAUAAGGGUUUUCAUAUUUGUCAUUGUAGCAUAAAUAUGCUGGACAUAUUUGUCUGAUAUAUAUUCUUUUCUCAUUGGAAUAUUUUGAAACAUUCAUUCUACACAAUAAUUAUAAUUGUGGGCAUACUUGUUAUCAGUGGAAAGUGCUUAAGAAAAGAUUAUGUUGUGCCUUGACACAAGCAAGGAAGCUUCAACAAACUUGGCUCCAAACAUGAAGGUAAAGUCAGAUAUAUUUAAGUGCUAAAUAUCCUGGUAAUUGAUAGUAUGAAUGCUGUCUAUAGGAUUGAAAGAUCUUGCCAUGAUACAAGCACCAUGAGUUCCAUCAAAUAUUGGAAACGCUAUCAAUACACAGUUUACAGACCGAGCCAAAAAGGUUUGAGAUCAUACUUGAAAUAAAGGGCUCAAAAUAUGCUCUGGACAUAAACUGUCAUAAUACACUGUUUGAUGUUAUACUCUCCACUGGUGCUCAAUUUUUUCUAGGUUGUUACUCCACAAUUUCAUUCUCGCUUUUAACAUUCAUUUUGUAAUUUACAAAUUUUACAGAAGUGACAUGGACAUGGGUUGGUUUUGUUGA
Cryptomeria japonica (Japanese cedar) is the source of this 1506-nucleotide messenger RNA. RefSeq lists its product as uncharacterized. The record is from RefSeq and is a predicted model, not a curated record. The transcript has 4 exons. Gene Ontology annotation, biological process: endoplasmic reticulum to Golgi vesicle-mediated transport. Gene Ontology annotation, cellular component: TRAPP complex. NCBI's taxonomy places the organism in Eukaryota, Viridiplantae, Streptophyta, Pinopsida, Cupressales, Cupressaceae. Bases 193 to 618 code for a protein of 141 amino acids.